AUGCUGCGACACGUUUAUCCAGAAGUUUUUCGCGGGUGCACAGCCAGCACGUCUGGUCGCAUGGCGGGGAAUUUCAACGGCGCGUGCCAGCGGCGGUGUGUCGCCUCGACGCCCAUAGUCACACUGGUGACGGGGAAACAAGGGCGGAGCAAGAAGUUUAGCGUGGGCGAGGAGAAUCUCGGGGCUGCCGCAUCGGGUGCUGUUCCGAUGCCUCCUGCGGUGACUGUUAUUUUUCCUUCCGCAUCGCCAAACUCCGACGCCGCGGCGAAUGACGGGCCGCAGAUGAUGGAACUGGGCUUUUCGCAGUGCAAGAGCCUUUACACAUGGGAGGGGUCGCGUAAGGAGCCUGGGGUGUUUAUGCCUGUUUCCCACCGCGAGAAAACUCCCCUGCAGCGUCUCUGCCUCUUCGGAAUGCCACGUGGAUACCCGGAAUCAUGCGAGGUUGGCUUUCGUCGUUACUUUCUUCUUUCGCUCUGUAGUUCUUCAGUUUCCAGUUUUGCCUCCUCUAUCGGCUACCAGUCUAUUCUGAACGGGUUUUUUCUUGGUUCAUCUCCCCAGCUGUGGAUGUUGAAGGACCUGCUCCCGGCACUCGCCGCCGCGUACCUGGCAAAUCGUAUUGUUUCGUACGAAAACCGACCCAAGUUUUGGUUCUUCGUUAGCGUUGGAAUGCACAACCUCUCCGUGAUUGCCGACAUGCUCAUUCCCUCGCUGCUCUCGCAGCAUCUCCUGUUAGGCGCCGUCAUCACCUCAUGCGUGCGGCAAUCGGCGUCGCUCAUGUUUUUGGUGUCACGCGCCGCCGCCCUGCAGCACUUCGCGGUGAGCAACAACCUUGCGGAGCUCACAAAGAAGCUAAACUCCUUUGGGAUGGUGAUUUACACGCUUUUUACGGCAUUGGGCAUCAUGUAUACCUCCGUUGUGACCUCGCUGGCGGCGCAGCUUGUCACUGUCGUGUUUUGCUGUGCGUUGAAUCUAGUUUUAUCCUACCUGUCAAUGAGCAAAAUGGCGUUUCGGAUUUUGAAUGUCACGACCCUCUCUGUGGUGCUGCGCGACUACGUGGGCAGGGAGGGCGUGCAUCGGCGUCACACACCCACCCCAAACGAGGUAAGCGAGCGCAUUGGGCUGCGCAUGCUGGAUGAGAAGGCAUGCGACCCCAAUGAUCGCACCAGACUUUUGUACGUAAGUCCUCCCGUGAGCAAACUUCGGGUGCGGUUUGAUAGGCUUGAAGAGGAUGUCCUGUAUGCUUGCUCAUCGGAGAUGUUUUUGUUGGCCCUGUGGGAACCGGUGGCCCCGUUGUCGUUGAAAGAGUGCUGGCUGCGCUGGGAGCUUCCAAGGGCGUGUAGCUUGUUUCGUUCAAAGUCGUCGUCAGUCACCGAAGGGAAAGGCAUGCUCGUUCACAACGGCACCUCUCCGCGACUUGUGCUGUUGAUCCACCAGGAGUGCGAUCAGUUGCAUCUAAUGACGGCCUACCUUUUGGCCUACACCGCACUGUUGUACCACGCCGAAACGGCGGGGGAAUUAACGCGCUUUCUCCGCUCAUGCAACGAGGAACAGUCGGUGUGGUUGCGGCACGGCGCCGAGUUGCAUGAGGCGCUUCGGCGUGCGGGCUGGGACGUGGAACAGCUCGCCUUGGACCCCCCGGACUUUCGCCUGUCGAAUCUGCGCUUUGCCACGCGCACGGUGCAGCAGCCCCCCUACUGCGCAGGGCGGGAGCGGGAUGGCAGCCACGCAAGGCGUCGACAGACCAAAGAGUGA
Messenger RNA from Trypanosoma conorhini, 1752 nucleotides. RefSeq lists its product as uncharacterized. The transcript has a single exon. Lineage: Eukaryota; Euglenozoa; Kinetoplastea; Trypanosomatida; Trypanosomatidae. The coding region runs from base 1 to 1752 and encodes 583 amino acids. The record is from RefSeq and is a predicted model, not a curated record.